This is a messenger RNA of Oldenlandia corymbosa var. corymbosa, 2055 nucleotides long. Lineage: Eukaryota; Viridiplantae; Streptophyta; Magnoliopsida; Gentianales; Rubiaceae. The record is from the annotation of a GenBank genome assembly.
AAGAGGAAGAAGCAGAGUCUAGUACUUUCUGUGCUGGUACGCCAACUUACAAAAGAGUCCACGAAAACCACCACCUAUCUUUUGUAAUCUCAUUCUUUACUUCCCUUUUCCUGCUUUCCAAGUUAUAUUCCUAUUUCAUAAUUUCCUCAAAUCCUUUUCUUCUUCUGAUUCCCAAAUUACUUUAUUCCCUAAUUUUUAAUUCCAGAAUCCCAUCAGUUUUCGCUAAUUCUAAAUUUCUAAUCCCUCCUAAUCCAUCCUUAUAUAUAUAUAUAUAUAUAUAUAUAUAUAUAUAUAUAUAUACAGCCCCCAACUCAGAAAACUUUUUAGCAUCAAUCAAAGUUAUUUUUUGUUCUUCCGGAAAUUUUAUUUAACAGUCAAGAUUAGUACUUAAGAGAAGUGAGAAAAAGGAGAAAAAGGUGAAAUCUUUGGCAAGAUGAUGCUCAGGAUUCGUAGCAGAGAUGGGCUGGAGCGGGUCAAAAUCGACAACCCGAAUGCCACCAUCGAUCAUCUCAAGUCUUUGAUUGAAUCCGAGCUCCGGGUUCCAAUCCAAUCCCAAAUCCUCUCCACCAAUCAAAAUCUGUUACUGGCCAAAACCCUAGAAGACGUUGCCCGGUUCACUGACAUGUCCAAUCCUCGAACCCUACUUUCUUCCUUGAAUCUGACCCACGGCUCCAUUGUUUAUCUCGCCUACGAGGGCGAACGCACCGUUGCCGGAGCUCCGCCGGUUACGCCGGCGGGUUCGUUCGGGAAGAAGAUGACUAUGGACGAUUUGAUCGCCAAACAAAUGCGGAUUACCCGGCAAGAGAAUCCCCAUUGCGAGUUGAUUUCCUUCGAUCGAGAUAGCGCCAACGCCUUUCAGCAUUACGUGAAUGAAACUCUAGCUUUUGCAGUGAAGCGCGGAGGGUUAAUGUACGGAACGGUGUCGCCGGAGGGUAAAGUGGAGGUGAAUUUUAUCUACGAGCCGCCACAGCAAGGGACGGAGGAUAAUUUACUUCUUAUGCGGGAUCCGGACGAAGAACGAAUAGUGGAAGCACUAGCUUUGGGGUUUGGGAUGAGGAGAGUAGGUUUUAUAUUCACCCAAACGAUUAGUCAGGAUAAGAAGGAUUAUACCAUGUCGAAUAAGGAGAUUUUGCAAGCGGCGGAGCUCCAAGCAGAGGGUGAUCUGAAGGAAUGGGUUACAGCAGUGGUGAAGAUGGAGGUGAAUGAGGAGGAUGGGUCUUACAACGUGCAUUUUGAGGCGUUUCAGAUGAGUGACUUGUGUAUUAAGUUGUUCAAGGAAGAGUGGUUUGAGAAAGAGGUUGAAGAAGGAGCUGAUCCUAAGCUUUCUAAGAUGAACAAGGAUGUUGUCGUCGGUGGGAAGGAUACUAGGGAAGUUGAUAAUGAUUUCUUCUUGGUGGUGGUCAAGAUUGCCGAUCAUCAGGGUCCGCUUUCAUCAACAUUUCCAAUUGAGAACAGAAUGAUUUCCGUCACCAUGGGCGCGUUGAAAAGCCAUCUAAAUCAAUCAAAGAAUCUCCCCUAUUGGAAGCGAAUUGCUGAUUUCCAUCUCCUUCUCUUAGUAGCUAGGUAUUUGGAUGUUAAUGGCGAUGUACCUGCAUUAGCAGAGUGUGUAAGGACGCAGUCAGCUAUUCCUGAAGGUUACCAGCUCUUAAUUGAGUCAAUGGCUAGCACCGGUUGAUCAUCAUGUGCAAAGGCAGAACCACCAUUGGAUCUCCGAAUCUUUUUAAGGGAAUUUUAAUUUGGGUUCCAUGUCAAAAGGCUCGAGGUGGUUUGUGGAAAUGCUGCUGGGAAUGGUUUUAUAGGAUUGGAGUGGGGUGACUUCUUUAGUUGGAUGUACUCUGUAUUUAUAAGUUUUAUAAUUAAAUGCAUGCUAAAAAGGAAAUUAUGGUGAUUUAGUUGAUGAUGCCAUUGUUACCACCAUUCUUGUUUUGAGGAAAGCUCAAUUUCCUGAUGGUUAUUCUUGCUUUAAAGUGUAGCUUCGUAACACUCAUCUUAUAUAGCAUCAUUGAUGCACGGAAAUUUAUCUUCAAUUAAUAAUUCGUGUAAACUUUAUUUCCC